Nylanderia fulva is the source of this 3137-nucleotide messenger RNA. RefSeq names its product integrin alpha-9. Gene Ontology annotation, cellular component: external side of plasma membrane; integrin complex. The record is from RefSeq and is a predicted model, not a curated record. Gene Ontology annotation, biological process: integrin-mediated signaling pathway; cell-matrix adhesion; cell adhesion mediated by integrin. Gene Ontology annotation, molecular function: integrin binding. Lineage: Eukaryota; Metazoa; Arthropoda; Insecta; Hymenoptera; Formicidae.
AUGACGAAUAGCCUAAUUGCUACUAAUGCGGAUGAAUAUUUCUAUACAAGAUAUGAACGCAGUUAUUUCGGCUAUUCAGUGCUGUUGCAUCAUGACUCGUUGCGGAAUUCUUCAUGGCUGUUCAUAGGAGCACCUCGAGGAAAUUAUUCGCAGCCAUCGCAUGAUCGAAUGAAUUUUUUAAACGAACCUGGUGUGGUUUAUCGGUGUGAUUUGCCGGGCCCGUGUAUUGAGAUCAAACCUGCUGUUGUCAGGGAUGAAGAAAUAUAUAUAAGUCAACUUGGUUUGCGCGCACAUAUAAGGAAGAAGUAUUCCUGGUUCGGUGGUGCAAUGUCGAUAGAUAGAAACAGUGGUUUUUUCACGAUAUGCGCACCACGAACAAUUAUGAGCAUUAUACUCAAGGGGAAUAAUUACGUGGAAACUAUGCAGGGCAUGUGCUACAGCAAUCAGAUGUUGUCGACAAGAUUAGAUGCAGAAAUGUCUGAAAUUGAAUAUUUUGAUUACAGCAAAGAUGCAUGGUUUGAUCCAAUCCAUGGUUUCUCCGUUACCUUUGGAUCACUGCAGGGUGAAGGAGCAAUAAAUCGUAUCGUAGGAAGACCAAAUGACGAUAUCAGCGGCAGCAUCAAUAUAGCAUAUUUUGCGAGACGUAAUUUUUUUCAGACAUAUACGGAAACUGUACAUAUUCCAGUAAACGACAACUUAUCGCAGUUUGGCUACGCGGUAACAUCGGGAUACUAUUUUGACCGAAAUAAACUUCUUUAUGCUUGCGCAGAUCCAGGAUGGGACUAUGUGGGACAGGUCGCUAUAGUUAAUCCGGAUAAAAAUUCUAUGAUCACCCGUCUUUGGGGCACUUACAUCGGCGAAUUUUUCGGAGCGAGUUUGGCUACGGGUGAUUUAAACAAGGACGGCCUGCAUGAUCUCGUAAUCGGAGCACCGCAUUGGGGAAACGAUAACGGCAGAGUCCACGUGUAUUUAGGUAGUCCGAAGGAAGAAUUCGAGGCAAUCACCAUUUUGGAAGGCCUUAGCGAGGAUGCGCUCUUCGGUUAUGCGGUAGCAAGCGGCGAUUUAGAUGGAGAUGGAUUUAGUGACAUUAUCGUGGGUGCACCCUGGGAGGAAUCUGGAGUAAUUUACAUUUAUAAUGGCGAUGCAAGUUUAAAGGACAAAGUAAGACCUCUCGUGUCGCAAAGAGUCAUAAUGCAAUCAGGUCGUAAUCUUCCGAAAGGAGUGGAUAUACAAACUUUUGGAUUUUCGAUAUCCGAACCAAUCGAUAUAGAUAACAAUGGGUAUGUAGACAUCGCAAUAGGCGCGUAUAAAUCAGGACAUGCCGUGGUACUUCGAAGCAAACCAGUCGUAAAAACAAAUUUGACCAUUUACACUGUUCCGAGUACUUUACAAAGAAACAUCAGCGAUUUUUUCAUUAGAGUGUGUGUCGAUUAUCACGGCUACGACAUAGCAAAUACACGUGCUUUCAAGAUUUCCCUUAUUGUGGACAAGAGAUAUAAACGUACCAAGAAGACUUUAUUGGAAUUAUUCUCAAUGGAGCCUCCCGUUCAUAUGUGUGUAAAUACCAGUGUUACACUUUCGGACAAUAUUCAAGACUUUAUCGAACCAAUCGCUAUUUAUGCAACUCACAAUUUUACAUAUAACGAUUCGUCUGCGUCUGAAUUCUGCAAGGUAUGUCCUAUUGAGAGUAAAAGCAGUAAAUCGAAAAGUACGCAAACGCUUUUGCUUCCCUUCGAUAUUGGAUGUGGAGAGGACAGAGUUUGCAAUUCCAAUAUAUCUGCAACAGUAAAAUUCGCGGGAGUCAGGGAGAAUAAUUCAUGGGUGAUUGGCUCUAAUGAUAUUACUUUCAAAAUACACGUGGAGAAUCGAGCUGAACCGGCGUAUCUUAUGAUAAUUGUAAUUAUCCUCCCGGAAGGUAUAAUAUUACGUAGUAUUUUACCAUUUUGCGAAGAGGACACAGAUGGAGAUAACUUGAAAAUUAUUUGCAAUGUCGGUAAUCCGCUUGGAAUGAAUGAACAGAAAGUUGUAAAAUUGGAUCUGGAUAUGAAGCAUUUAACUGACAGUUUAUUGCACGGACAUAUUCUGGAGUUCAAUACGGAAAUACAAACUCGUAGCGUAAAUCAUGGCACCCAUAUGAUUAAAUCUUCGCUUACUUUACUUAGUGAGGCGUCUUUAUCAAUAAAUGGGAAAACGCUUGAAGAACGUUAUUAUUUACCUAAUUUGGAUCAGGAUCAAUUAAAUAUAACGUUUCAGCAUACUUAUCAGAUCCUAAAAUUCGGUGCAACGUCAAUAGACGAGGCACGUCUUACUGUUAAAGUACCAGCUGCCACAGAAGACACAGGUUCUCUAGUAUUCUUAUAUAAACCACGGAUAUUUAUAUCUGGAAAAUAUUACAACUGUAUAUCGAGCGGGAUAGAUCUAGUGGAACAAAAUUGGUUUCGAGAGGAGACAGCAUCUGAUUUGUACGCGUAUGAUUCGGAUAACGAAACACUACCAAAUAUAGCGCACGAUAUCUUCAAGAGAGAUGUGAACGAUCGUAUGAGCAUGACGAUUCGUAUGUUACAAUUAUUGUAUAAUGCGGGAACAGUGAAAUCAGAAGUAUCAAAUGGUAAUCUGACAGUACGAGAAAGUAACAUUGUAUAUUUGAACUGUUCAAUAUACGGUGUCAAUUGUUCGACGAUAUACUGCGAUCUCAGUAUGUUAAAAACACGUCAGGAUGUCGGCAGAUUAACGAUGAAAUUAAUUCUCAACGUUACAAAGCUCAAAGAUACUUUCAAACUAUCGGAUGAAAUAAAGAUCGUAAAAUUCAGUACGGAUGCUUACGUCGAAAUUAUACGCCCGGCAAAUAGGAUUUUCAGCGUAGACACUAGGCGUAAUAUAAAUCUUACGACAGAAUUGAUUAACACUGCAAAGACACAAAAACUGCAAUUAUGGAUUGUGCUUGUAUCAGUCUCGUUGGGUUUAAUAUUAUUAUAUAUUGUUAUUAUUAUACUAAGUAUGGCAGGUUUUUUCAAAAGAAUAACUAAGGAAGAACUAUCUGCUUUAAAGACGAAUGAGAUAACAGAAGAUGUGAAUAAAGUGGAAAUCACAAAUGUAUCAGAGUAGAUUUUGCAAAUAUAUUUACGUAAAUUAUUAUA